This is a messenger RNA of Ahaetulla prasina, 3210 nucleotides long. RefSeq names its product leucine rich repeats and IQ motif containing 3 (gene LRRIQ3). NCBI's taxonomy places the organism in Eukaryota, Metazoa, Chordata, Lepidosauria, Squamata, Colubridae. The coding region runs from base 724 to 2622 and encodes 632 amino acids. The transcript is spliced from 10 exons. Gene Ontology annotation, molecular function: protein binding. The record is from RefSeq and is a predicted model, not a curated record.
CAGAAGGAAAAAAACGCUGAAAGGAGGGAAGGGAAGAGAGAACCCGAGGUUGAGAUUCCCAGCUGGAUGAGUUGCGUGUCCGGAGUUGAUCACCUUUGCGGCUUCUGACCUGCAGAGCUUGGGAAGAACCAAGAGGGAGAAGAAAGCUUUUAACCCUGGAAUCUGACUCUCUCUGUGUAAAUCUAAAUAUCUUUUAUUAAGAGAGUAGCUUGUAAAGGAAAUGAGGGCUGCUUCUUUUUGGAGGUGAUCUUUCCCAGAUAAGAAUCUGGUCAUUAAGGAGCGAUUCCUCCAAGGCUCAUUGUAUCCAGCGAGCUACCUUGCCCUGAGAAAGUUGGGGUAGGAGCAAAAAUUACUCUUCAGAAUGAAACCAGACAGUUAUAGAGGUGCAGAUGACAGACUCAAUAAUUCCUUUGUAGAACUGUUAUCAACAGCUCCUUGAACAGUUUGAGCUUUCUCGGUUGGCGCAGAAAGAACAUUCUUUGUUGUGCUUUUUUGAUGAUAUUUUUGAUGGGCAUACUGGGCAUAAUCUUGCUUCCAUUGCGCAUGGUAAGCUCAGUUCAAUUUUGAGGUAUGCCCACUGUGGGAUUCGUUGUCUAGUUUUGAAAUGAUUACGAGCCAAAACCUACAAAAGAAAACAAUGGUAAUUUUAUUUACCACUUUGCAAAGAGGGUUCAUCAAAUGCACACACAGAUCUCUCAUGGAUAAACCAUAAAAGAGAUAACUAUGGAGGAGGAUUUCUUAGAAUAUCUUGUCUGUGUUUCUGAAAAACUACUACUUGAAUAUGGCCAAACUGCUGAUAAAAGAGAUGAAAAGAAACUGAGAAAUCUGGUUAUGGUUAGACUACAUGCACAGUACCUAUAUGAUCUACGAAGCAUGCCAUAUUGUGUUUCACUCAAAAUAUGCGAUUUGUCUUGCAAUUUCCUUACAAAUAUUGAUGCACUUGAAUAUUGCAUUAAUUUAAUUAAAUUGGAUCUCCAUAAUAAUCACCUAGAAUUACUUCCUGGUCCAAUGUUUUGGAGAUACAUGAAGAAUUUACAAUUAUUAUAUCUACAUGAUAACGGAAUUUCAACACUAGAAGAUGUGCAUUCAUUAUCUUUUUGCCCUAAUCUUAUUGCACUAACUUUAUAUAACACUCCACUGUGUUUGAAAAUUGCCUAUAGGCACAUUGUUGUUAACAGCAUUUUUUCACUUAAGGCGCUAGACUACUAUGUCAUUUCUGAUGAAGAAAUAACCGAAGGUUGGAGACUACCUGAAAAAUACAAACCAUUUACUCUGCACUUUUUUGUUGACUAUUACCCUGUUUCUGGAAAGGAUACUACAUUUCAGGAAGAAAUGAAAAUAGUAAGAAAUAUAAUUUCCAAGAUCAAUCAUGUUCUAGUUCAUCAUUCACCAAUCCUGAUUAUUCAGAGAUGGAUCAGAGGAUAUUUAAGUAGAAAAACAUUGUGUGUGAGUCCUAUAUCUGAUGUUCUGUGGUAUAACCGUUAUACCAGAGGUAGAAAAAAGGCGCAUGUAACUUCCGUGGACAAUAAAAGCCCUAUCUCUGAAACUGUUAAGCAAGAACAGCCUACAAAAUAUAAGAGAGGUACACCCGCAAUCCAAAUUAUAGACAUGAACAAUCUUAAAGAAUUUCGUUUAACUUUAAGAAGAUUAAAAUAUCCUGUUAUCAGACUGGAAGAAAAGAAAAAGAUUAAACAGAAGGAAUCAAAGUCAACAAAGAAGGAGAGAGAAAAAACUGAAAUGAAGAUGGCAACUACAUUUAGACUUUCAGGAUCUAAAAUGCCUUUUUAUUCACCAAAUGAACAUCAGAAAAUGUACAAAGAGAAAGAGAGAGAAUUUUUUGAUACGGCUCAUGGUAUGCGUAACAUCACACAUCCUGUACCACAAACUUUGCCAAUAUAUGAACCUGGCAGCAUUGAAAAGAGAGUCUUUGCUAAAGCAUAUUGCACUGUAAGACUUCACCCUUUAUAUGCCAUUGAACAAGCAUAUUGGCAAAGUAAGAAGUUGGAUCUGCAAGCUAAGAAGGAGCGAGAUGUGAUGCGGCUGUUGAUUGCUAAAAGCGAAGCUAAAGAAUACAUGCAUCUUUUACAAGAAGAAAAAAUAGACAAUAUUCAAAGGAAUUAUGAAAAGGAAAAGAUGAUGGAUACAGAUCAUUUUAAAAAGUCCAAAGAGAGAAAAUCCAAGUUCAUUGUUAGGAUGAGAAGAAAAUAUAAUAAUUUUUUAGAAAAGAAGGAAGGAAAGCUAAUAGAAAACUCAUUCAUUCAGCGCUUUAGCACUCAACAUACUUCUUUGACUAGAGGUUUAUUAAAACUUGAUGGGUGGAGAAAUAACUUGGAAAUCCAUAAUGAAAGAAAAAAGGUUCUUGAAGGAAUUAGAAAAGAACAAAAAGAACGAAAAGAGGUGUAUGGACAUUUUCAGGAGGAGAGGCGACAAAUGUUACAAAAACAAAAUAUAGAAGAGAAAAUAUUUAGGAAAUCUGUGACAGAUAUAAUAGCAAGGGACAGAUUUGAACAAUCCAAAGCAAAACUUAAAACCGUGAAGGAACCUCAUGAAAAAAUAUUGUAUUCAUUACCAGUCAUUGGCAGUUCGAGCAGUGCAAAGCCUAUUGCAGAGUAUGGUGGCUAAGAAGAUGCAAUAUAACAAGGAUGAACACAAAGGGAGUAAAAAUGUAGCAGAUUUUUAUAGAUCAGAUUUGCUUUAAAGAUCGACCAGCAAGCUAUGAUGAAUGGUUGUAGUUACCUACGGGAAGUAUUUAAUUCACAGUCUAUCUGAAGAAUGGAAUUUGAAAGAUCCCUUUGCUUACAGGGGAGAGUAUUUAAAUAACUGAAAUAUACCAUUUUUUUUGUCUUUUCCCAGACUGCAACAUUCUGCAAAUUUAUGCUACUUCAACUGUGUGUUUCUUGCAUGCAAUGAUAGCUUCCAUGCAAUGAAUUGUGGAUGUGAAAAGGAAAAGGAUCACAAAUUAGAGCUUUCUACUACAAUCCGAGGCAAAAUAGGCAGGGGUGUGCACAACACAUAACAAUGUACACCUAUUCCUUUUACAAAAGCAAUACGCAUACAAUACACAGAACAUAUGCCCUGUUUUGAAAUUGAAGGCAAUGCUCUGGCUGUCAGAAAGUCAAUAUCUUGUCAUAUACAAAUAUUGUAUAACAAACAGAUUUGUACCUCUUAGGUCACAAUCACCUCAGAAUCAAAUAUAUGGCUAAUAAACAU